This is a messenger RNA of Anastrepha obliqua, 859 nucleotides long. RefSeq lists its product as uncharacterized. NCBI's taxonomy places the organism in Eukaryota, Metazoa, Arthropoda, Insecta, Diptera, Tephritidae. The transcript has 3 exons. The coding region runs from base 279 to 650 and encodes 123 amino acids. The record is from RefSeq and is a predicted model, not a curated record.
AAUGCUUUUGUUUUUGUUCGUUUUGUGAGCAAAAAGCUCCAUAAAGACAGCGAAUGUGGUAGGGUUAGGAAAACCAAAAACAAAAAGCAAACAUAUAUAUGUGUUAAGUGUGACAUCAACAACAAAAACAAUAAUAGCAGUCUAUUACAACUUUCUGACGUCUAAUAUGCAUACAUAUGUACAUGCAUACAAAUGUGUGGAAGCGUUCAUACAUACAAUUAGUCAAUUAUUUACCACAGACAAUAGCCAGACAAUACGUCAAAAUAUAAGCGACAAAUAUGACAACGGAAACUUCAAUUAAAACCAUCCAACAACAUCUGCUGACUAUCGAAAAACUACGCACCGGAGUACGUCAAAUGUUGAAAUGUGUGAUAAACUUACAUAUUGACAUUUUGGUUUUAGAAUCAAAUGUCUCUCAAUUAAUUGACGAUGUGAAGGACCUGAAUGACGAGCUACUCGAAGUACAACGAUUAGAUGCGCUAAUCACUGCACUGCGCAAUUACAGCGGUCCAACCAUAUGUCACGAAUGGCCUUAUCCACUCAUAUUCAAAGGUACCGUCGAUGAUGCAGAUGUCGCACAAAUUCUUAAUAGAAAGCAACGAAUUGGUAGUAAAAGUAAAAAAAUGACAACAAAACGGAUUAUGGAUUAAAAAGCAGAGCAACGAUGAACAGUAAUUCGAAAGUAGUUGGCAAUGAGAUUACAUAGCAUUUAUUUUGUAAAUAAACAAUUUAAUAUACAACUCUAAUAACCAAAGCAUUUUGAAAGCUGUUAAGCAUACAUGCACAUGUGUGCAUAUAUAUGUAACUCUAUAUGUUGGUAUUCAUAUACUCAAUUAUGCUCAUAAGACAAGUAAAAUAG